Monoraphidium neglectum is the source of this 168-nucleotide messenger RNA. RefSeq lists its product as hypothetical. The annotation marks the transcript as partial. The record is from RefSeq and is a predicted model, not a curated record. The transcript has a single exon. NCBI's taxonomy places the organism in Eukaryota, Viridiplantae, Chlorophyta, Chlorophyceae, Sphaeropleales, Selenastraceae.
AACGUGGCCGUCCGCAAGGUCAAGGUGCUCAAGGCGCCCAAGUUUGACCUGACCAAGCUCAUGGAGGUGCACGGGGACUACAGCGCCGAGGAGGUCGGCGCGCGCGUGGAGCGGCCCGCGGCGGCAGCGCCGGCGGAGGGCGAGGCCGCGGCGACGCCCGCGGAGUGA